AUGAAGCAUGCUAUCCAAGAUGGGAUAAAAUAUGCCAAUGGAGGUCGCUGCUUGAAGCACGUCGGUAUACCCUGCAUCACCAUCCCCAUGGGUGUCAUGCAAGACAAGCAGAUGCCUGUGGGAGUCACCUUUGCCACGAAGGCGUUUGACGACUCUAACUUGCUAUACUAUGCCUACUUAACCGUUCCUCCAUCCACCCCUGCUCUCGGUACUGAUAAGAUCUCCCUGGUAAAGCUCAUCAUCAAGAUUGGCUCGCAGAUAUGGACUAAGUCGGAGGAUCCUGAGAAUCACCUUCGUACUCUGUGGAUUCCCUGUAGGUUUUUAUUAAUGGAGAAUUGUGCACAGAGCCUCCUAUCUAUCACGGCAGAGAGUAGAAAUGGAGUGCGCAUGUCUCACGAUGAAAGCUCCAUGAACGACGUUUCCCUACAUUGGCAUCCGUGCCGAAGUAUCACAUUCUUAUUGUGGUUGUUGCUAGUUUGGUCAAUGGAAGGAAGGUAG
Molecule: messenger RNA, 498 nt
Organism: Clonostachys rhizophaga
Lineage: Eukaryota; Fungi; Ascomycota; Sordariomycetes; Hypocreales; Bionectriaceae
Source: the annotation of a GenBank genome assembly